AUGACGAAAAAUUAUUUCUGGAGCGAUGAAGAAAAUUGCCUUAUCUACAUAAAUGCAUACUUAAAUAAAGCUACAUAUUGUACAAAAGAAGGUUGGACUGGAUUUGAGCUCUACAUAUACGACGACGAUGGAAACAGACGUUGUGUAUACCCAUACGAUAAUAUGUACCAUUGUUUUCAUCAAGCAUUAAACGAAUACAUAGUCAGUAAGGGUCUCAUUCCUGUUGAGUAG
Molecule: messenger RNA, 231 nt
Organism: Trichomonas vaginalis G3
Lineage: Eukaryota; Parabasalia; Trichomonadida; Trichomonadidae
Exons: 1
Coding region: 1-231 (76 amino acids)
Source: RefSeq, a predicted model, not a curated record